CGGCGGGGCGGGGUGCGAGGGCCCGCGGCGGCGCUGAGCCGGGCGGGGAGGAUGGUGCGGGGAGCGAGAAGUCUUGGUGGAGAUCUCCCACCGGCGGCGAAGCCUCCCUGUCCCCUGCCUCCCACCCUCACUGCCGCGGGGCCGAGGCGCUGGGCAGCAUGAGGCGGCGGCGGGGACCUGUUGUGUAGGGGGAGGCGCAGAUUGAGCAGCGCGGCGGCGGCGGGGAGGGAGGAUGAGGAGGACCUGCUCCCGAGGCGCUGGUGUCUGUCGGCGACUGGCCCUGCCCCGGGCUGCCGCGGGCUCGGGAGAAUCCCUUCCUAUGGAGUAGUGACAGGGGAGCCCUGCACCCCCGGGUCUGCGCGGAGCGGCGGCCGCUUCCCGCUGGACUGCGGCUUCAGGAGGAGGAGAGCUUGAAGUGUUCCUCGGAGCUGGAGUUGCAGCCUGGUUCCUUACUUGAGUGGUUUUUUGUUUUUUUUUUUUUGUUUUUUUUUUGUCUUCUCCUCCUUAAUGAUUUGUUACGCGUAUCUCUCGAGGGAACGUCUUAGGAAUGGUCAUUUUUAGCAGUGAAAUCUGCUGCUCAAAGGAGGAUUAUAACAGAUCUCUAUGAAAGAUAGACUCGAUUGCUAAACCUUGCCUUGACCAACCUUCUGACCCUCGGAGAGAGCUCUCAGGGUGUGCGUGGGAAGGAUAAAAAAAUCCUCCCAUUUGAAAAUAAACUUGAAAAAAAAAGACUAAUUUUUUGGAGCCUAAUUGCUUUAUAAUUGCUUUUUUCCCCUCUUUGUUUUGUGAUAAGUUGUUUUGAAAAGGAUUGUCCUACUUGGUUGUUUUGUAACUGGUGGAGGAAGGAAGGAUCCCUCUCAAGCGUUUCUGGUAUGACAGCUUUGGUUUCUGAAGAGUUAACUGGUGUUUGCAUUAUACACCUCUUGCUAGUCUGGUAGCAGACUUUUCAUCAUUUUAUUUGCAUUUUUUAUUAACUGGGGCUCGUGGAGAGGGCUGUCUUGGUCACAAGAAUAUUUGCACAUAUAUAUAUAUUGUAUAUAUUUUUGGUGGGGUUCUCCCCACAUUUUACUCUUUCUUGAUGACUCCUGGAGGUGGUAGUGGGCCCAUGAAAGACUGUGAAUACAGUCAGAUCAGCACACACAGUUCUUCGUCUCCCAUGGAGUCUCCCCAUAAGAAAAAGAAAUCAGUUCCCAAGAGAAAAUGGGAGGUUUUUCCUGGAAGAAACAAAUUCUUCUGCAAUGGGAGGAUCAUGAUGGCUCGACAGACUGGAGUUUUCUACCUGACUCUUGUUCUCAUCUUGGUCACCAGUGGACUCUUCUUUGCAUUUGAUUGUCCAUAUUUGUCAGAGAAGAUUACGCCUGCUAUACCUGCAAUUGGUGGGAUUCUUUUCUUUUUCGUGAUGGGGACCCUGCUGCGUACUAGUUUCAGUGAUCCUGGUGUCCUCCCCCGCGCAACACCAGAUGAAGCAGCAGAUCUAGAGAGACAAAUAGGUAACACUGAAGAUAUAGCAAAUGGCUCCAGUUCAGGAGGAUAUCGCCCCCCUCCCAGAACAAAAGAAGUGAUCAUCAAUGGACAGACAGUGAAACUAAAAUAUUGUUUUACUUGCAAGAUUUUCCGCCCACCUCGUGCCUCACAUUGCAGCCUUUGUGAUAACUGCGUAGAACGGUUUGAUCACCACUGUCCCUGGGUAGGCAACUGUGUGGGGAAAAGAAACUACAGAUUUUUUUAUAUGUUUAUUUUAUCUCUGUCCUUUCUGACAGUCUUUAUAUUUGCAUUCGUUAUCACCCACGUCAUCCUUCGUUCUCAACAAACAGGGUUCCUCAAUGCCCUGAAGGACAGUCCUGCAAGUGUGCUGGAAGCUGUGGUGUGUUUUUUCUCAGUAUGGUCCAUUGUUGGCCUCUCAGGUUUUCAUACAUAUUUGAUCAGCUCCAAUCAAACAACAAAUGAAGAUAUUAAAGGAUCAUGGUCAAAUAAAAGAGGUAAAGAAAACUAUAAUCCCUACAGUUAUGGCAACAUCUUUACCAAUUGCUGUGCUGCGCUCUGUGGGCCCCUCUCUCCAAGCUUAAUUGACAGAAGAGGAUUUAUACAACCAGAUACACCGCAAUUAGCAGGACCAUCAAAUGGCAUUACUAUGUAUGGGGCCACACAAUCUCAGAGCAACAUGUGUGACCAAGAUCAGUGCAUUCAGAGCACCAAAUUCGUUUUGCAGGCUGCUGCCACCCCUCUACUACAGAGUGAGCCAAGCAUAACUAGUGAAGAGCUACCUUUACCAGGAAAGACUUCUAUCAGUGGGCCUUGUGCAGCUCUAACUCUAGGGCAACCGACACCACCAUCUUCUAUGCCAAAUCUCACAUCAGAUUCAGGUUUGACAGACAUCAUACCAUUAAAAGAGGAACACGAAGGUCAUCAAUUUCUCACUCCUGAAGAAGCUCCAUCACCUCCUGGGAUGCUGCCAAGUGGAAGUCCUAUCACACAUAGCCAUACAAUGCACGUCCUGAGUCUAGCCAGCCAGGAUUCAUUGCAUGAAGACUCAGUACGUGGUCUCGUGAAGCUUAGCUCAGUUUGAACAGCUUUUUUGAACAUCGCACCAUUUCCUGGUGUCUAUACAACUCUCUAAUUAACAGGAAUGACACUUCAGUACCGCUGUAAGACUUCAUAACAUACCUAUAAUGGAAACUAUAUCGCAUAGUGGAGUCUACUAAAAAAACAAGUUAUUUUUCAAUGGAGCUAUGGCAUUUUUUUGAACAGAUUGCUAAUGGUUGUGCUUUGAUGGUGACUGCAUUUUAUUUUUAAAUAAAACCAGAAGAGGUCAAUAAUCUUGUUUCCUGAAGCUUUGGUACCCCAAGUUGGAAGUCUGCCUGUAACAAACACCAUGUACAGUACAAAAGAGAGAGAUUAUUGGAUGUAAGUGUCAUGCUCUGUGUUCUAUGCUCUUGUAAUACACACUUGUUAAGGCUUACCACACCUGUGGCCAGAAUGAUCUGCACUUACAUGUUAUGCUACCAAUAUUUGAGAAUAGAAAAUUACCAUUCCAUUUGUUAAUACAAAAAAAAAGACUGCAGAUGUGGAUUUGCAUGCCACGCUACAGUAUGUGUUACAGUGGUGUUGGUAUUAAGAGAAAGUGCUGCUUUUUUAUUUGUGACUUUCAAAGUGCUGUUUCAUUUAAAGACAGUACAAUAAACAAAUUAAUGGACUAUAUUUUUUCAAUUUAUUAAAUUUUAUUUUAAAUUAAUCAGUGGUGCCUAGAAGGUGACGAAUUACUGAUUUGAUCAUGUUGCAUAUCAUUUAACCUUCUGUUAAGUGUUUAGAGUGAGGUAUUGUGUUGUGCCAUACCACAAAAUUCUUCCACUCCCUAAUGUGAUACAGUUACCUGUGGACCUCCAAUAAAAUUACAUCCUCUAUUUCGUGGACAUGUGUACAGUUAUCCUUACACAGUUUUGGUGGGGAAAGAGGGGGAAAUUGUGACUGGGUAACACAGUUUGUAAAGAUUUGACUGGAAUAUAUGUACAUAAUGAAACUAGUGCUAUGGAGGAAUAGUUGGUUGUGAUUAGGGUGGCUUCACCAUUUUUUAUGGCUUUGUUUGAGAUGUGUAUUUGCUCCCAUAAGAGGUCCUUACUUGGAAACAGUAGAAUUACCUUCUGCUUGCACUGUAAUUUUAUGUUCCUUAUCAUAGGGCUAAAGGGUGAGGGACUUAAAAUUGAAGACAGAGAGCUUAGUGAAGUAAUCUUAAAUGAUUAACAUAGUCAUUAGCUGUCCUCAGCCAUCAUCCUUCAUUUGUAUUUGUCCUUUGAUAUUUUAAAUGGAAAUCUUGAUUUCAUAGAAUUCUUCUGUCCUUUUUCUUUGUUUAAGUAAAGCACAACUAAGAGGUUAAAGAGAUUUUUAUAAGUAUUUUUCAUGACAGCUGAAGAGAACCUUAGUUAAGCAGAGAAACUGUAAUAGCUUUAAUACUGUAUUUACCUGCUUUUCAGAUUGUGGAACCUGGAUUCUUCUUUUUUAAGGACAGUCUAAGUACAGAAUACGCUUUAUCUGAUGCUUCUAUUACAUGAAAGCCAUAGUUAAGAAAAGUACCACCAGUUAAGGAAUGUAACAGUUCUGUAUUGUUGACUGUGGCCAUUCAGCAACACUAAGUUAAAAUCUUUUUUCUUUUUUACUUUCAUUGUUGAAAUUGAGAACAAUCAGCCUGCAGAAAAUCAGUUACCCGUGCUAUUGAAGGUUCAGACGAUACUGACAAAUCCCCUACUCCUCUAAGAUUUCGUAAGCAAUCUGUUUCUAUAAUUGAUGAUGCUAGCUUUGACCUAAUUCAGUGUGUAGAAUAUAGCAAUGGUUUCUGUCUGUAAGUGCCAUAAUGGGUCUAACAAAGAACCUCUAGCAGUCAAACCUGUCCCAGUCAUUUGAGCCACCAAAGAAGCUCUAGCAGACAAGUCUGUCCCAGAUACUGUAACUACCCUCCCAGCAUUUUGCAGAAGCUGAGACAGUCUCAAAUUCUUUCCACCAGCCAAACUGUGGUGACUGACAUGUCCCAGUUGGCUGAUCUCCCAGUAAGCCACAAGUAUCAGCACUUACUUCUGUAUCUGCUCUUGAAGAAGAGUCAGUGAUACUGAUGAUCUUGAUUUCAUCUUUCUCUAAUACGGCUUCACAUGUAUGAAGCUGUGAACAUCUGCAUUAAAACAGGUAAUGGAUUGAGGGCUGGAGAUACUGGUCUCAUAGACCUGGGUAAAGAAUCCCAGCUUUUGAGGUUGUAGACCAGUAUUUGAUGAAUAAUUAUCUCAUAAUUAUUCUGUGUCCGUGGGUAGUUAACUGUGGGUGCAUUAUUCACUACAGAGAAGGGCAAGUCAAAUAUUUUUAAUGUGGUAUCAAAACUUUCCAGUUGUACAAGUAAUGAUGAGGAUGACUAUUUUAAGGAAAUUGUUCUUUUUAAGUCUCCCUGAAAUAGACGGGGGAUUUUAUGUUUCCAAGAAUACCAGCUUCGUGACAACAUUUAUAUGUCAUUGCCACUAGGGAGUAGUGCAGAAGGCUCUGUGCACAAUAAAAUUUGUGUCAGUUUUAACAUGAAAGGGAAGGGAGUGGGACAGGAUUAGAGUCUGUAUGCUGUUUGCCACGUGCUCAUGCUUUCUGCUAUCAUUUUCUGAACUUUGUUUUGUUUAUAAGUGAGGUGUAAGAAUUACCAAACAAAUUGGAAACAGAUGCCUUAGUUUAAACAUGUGCUAGUUACAUACUUGUUCAGGUGACUUUCUUUUAGUUUUUAAGAUAAUGGUCUUAUUUUCUAAACAUGCUGCCUAUGUUUCUAAGUUUGGUGUUUGAAAAGGCAUUUAAUACCUUGAAUUCGUUUAUAUAUCGCCCUUAUUUUAGGUCUCUUUUUCCUCCCCAUCUGUCUGUUAUAAAUGGUGACAUCUCUAACCUUCCUGACACGCCUGCCUUGCGAGGACAUCUGCUGGAAGGUUUCGGAACUAAGUACUAACCCAGGCGGAGUGGUAGUUGCAGUCUUUGAUUGACAGCAGGCAGUGAUUUAUCAGCAGGUUGAUCAAAGCGGUGCCUCUGACAGGGGUUUUAGUCCCUUCCCCUCACCUCCAUCACAUCUGUCUUCAGUCGUGAGCACUCCCUUCGUCGGAAUUUGUGUAUACAUCUGGAAUGAGUCAGCGAAGUAACUAUUCAUCACCUUCUCUACAGAUUUGAUUACUGAUAUUUUACUUUGAACUAUGAUUACAGAGCAUGCACACUAAGGAUCCAAAAUUAUAAUCCUAGUUAAUACUGCACAGGGGGUUUUCUAUGGUUUUUUUUUUCUUUGAUAAUUAGUAUAUUGUUAUUAAAAUUAAAUGUUUGAUUUAUAAAUAUAAAUUCAAAGUUGAUAUUUUCAGAAAAGUAAAUAUUUUUUUCUUAAAAACCUAAAAUCUUUGAAUGUGUAAAACUAGCUAGUUUAUCUGAUUUAAAAUAUUUAUUGUGCUUUAGUUUUUUUAAAUCAUAUUUUUCCCUUCUAGUUGUCUAUAUAAUAUUCUUUGUGGAAUGAAAUACAGUGCUUCAUAAAAUGUU
Messenger RNA from Pipra filicauda (Wire-tailed manakin), 6027 nucleotides. RefSeq names its product zinc finger DHHC-type palmitoyltransferase 14 (gene ZDHHC14). Lineage: Eukaryota; Metazoa; Chordata; Aves; Passeriformes; Pipridae. The coding region runs from base 1079 to 2566 and encodes 495 amino acids. The record is from RefSeq and is a predicted model, not a curated record. Gene Ontology annotation, biological process: protein targeting to membrane; peptidyl-L-cysteine S-palmitoylation. Gene Ontology annotation, cellular component: Golgi apparatus; endoplasmic reticulum. Gene Ontology annotation, molecular function: protein-cysteine S-palmitoyltransferase activity. The transcript has 9 exons.